This is a messenger RNA of Echinococcus granulosus, 507 nucleotides long. Its product is annotated as Autophagy-related protein. NCBI's taxonomy places the organism in Eukaryota, Metazoa, Platyhelminthes, Cestoda, Cyclophyllidea, Taeniidae. The transcript has a single exon. The record is from RefSeq and is a predicted model, not a curated record. Gene Ontology annotation, cellular component: intracellular anatomical structure. Gene Ontology annotation, biological process: protein lipidation; macroautophagy; protein modification by small protein conjugation. The coding region runs from base 1 to 507 and encodes 168 amino acids. Gene Ontology annotation, molecular function: Atg12 transferase activity.
AUGAAUACGGGAACACUCUCCGCUCCUGACUAUAACUCCUCAUUGGCGAAGGUCUACAGUGUCCUUCAGGAAGCCAGUCUCACAGACAUCUGGAAACUAGAGUCUUUCACCACCUCUCCCUACCCUGAACUCGUCUGCUAUCACGACUGUCAGAUCUCAUCUGUCCCGGCACGUCUCGAGUACCGCACUACCUACAACGAAGCUUUUGCCGUACCAACAUUCUUAUUUCGGGGCUCCCUAGAUGACGGUAGUCAGGUACCGCUCUCUUAUUUUUGGCAAAGCUUCUCCAAAGCAUCUGAUCACUCUCAAAGCGAUCUCUGGUCCGUCAUUAGCCAAACCGAGCAUAAAGCCACAGGAGUUCCCUACUUCUUUCUCCACCCCUGCAAAACUCGGACGUUAAUGCUUGACAUCAACCCACCAACUGCCACAUCUUAUCUUAUCUUCUGGCUCUCCUUCGUUGCUCGAUAUUUCGAUAUCUUUAUCCCGCCAUCAAUCACUUUUAUUUAG